AUGCUUGUACUACUUCUUUCCUCUUUCCAAUUAAGUAACAGUUCCUUCUUCACUGAGACAUGUUUACUACUUCUUUCCUUUUCCAAACAACAGUUCCUUCUUCAACUGAGACAUGCUUUGCCUUUCUUUCAAUUGAGACAUGCUUUCAAUUGGUUGUGCUUUGCUUCUUUCCUCUUUCCAAUUGCUAACAACAGUUUCCUUCUUCAAUUGAGACAUGCUUGUACUACUUCUUUCCUCUUUUCAAUUGCUAACAGUUUCCUUCUUCAACUGAGACAUGCUUGUACUACUUCUUUCCUCUUUCAAUUGGAACAACAGUUUCCUUCUUCAAUUGAGUUGUGCUUGUACUACUCCUUUCUUUCCUCUUUCCAAUUGCUAACAACAUUUCCUUCUUCAAUUGAGACAUUUUCUUCUUUCCUCUUUCCAAUUGCUAACAACAGUUUCCUUCUUCUUCAAUUGAGACAUGCUUGUACUACUUCUUUUUCCUCUUUUCCAAUUGCUAACAACAGUUUCCUUCUUCAAUUGAGACAUGAACAGUUUCUUCUUCAAUUGAGACAUGCUUCUUUUUUCCUCUUUCCAAUUGCUAACAACAGUUUCCUUCUUCAAUUGAGACAUGCUUGUACUACUUCUUUCCUCUUUCCAAUUGCUACAGUUUCAGCUUCUUCAAUUGAGACAUGCUUUCUUCUUCCUUUUCAAUUGCUAACAACAGAACAGUUUCCUUCUUUAAUUGAGACAUGCUUGUACUUUCUCCUCUUUUCAAUUACUAACAACAGUUUCCUUCUUCAAUUGAGACAUGCUUGUACUACUUCUUUCCUCUUUCCAAUUGCUAACAACAGUUUCCUUCUUCAAUUGAGACAUGCUUUGUACUAUUCUUUCCUCUUUCCAAUUGCUAAGAACAGUCUUUCCUUCUUCAAUUGA
Acanthosepion pharaonis is the source of this 915-nucleotide messenger RNA. Lineage: Eukaryota; Metazoa; Mollusca; Cephalopoda; Sepiida; Sepiidae. The record is from the annotation of a GenBank genome assembly.